Messenger RNA from Acanthosepion pharaonis, 498 nucleotides. The record is from the annotation of a GenBank genome assembly. Lineage: Eukaryota; Metazoa; Mollusca; Cephalopoda; Sepiida; Sepiidae.
AUGGUCCGAGUAGCUAAUAGCAACAGCGAGAAUAGAAACAUAUACAAUUACAUUAAUAUUUUUUAUCUAUCUAUCUAUCUAUCUAUCUAUCUAUCUAUCUAUCUAUCUAUCUUAUCUCUUUAUAUCUAUCUAUCUAUCUAUCUAUCUAUCCAUGUCAGUCUGUUCAUAUCUAUCUAUCUAUCUAUCUAUCUAUCUAUCUAUCUGAGGCACGGUGGAUCUGUUCACAUCUAUCUAUCUAUCUAUCUAUCUAUCUAUCUAUCUAUCUAUCUAUCUAUCUUAGUCUGUUCGCAUCUGUCUAUCUAUCUUAAUCUGUUCACAUCUAUCUAUCUAUCUAUCUAUCUAUCUAUCUAUCUAUCUAUCUAUCUAUGUCAAUCCGUGCGUAUUUAUCGCAGUCUACCUAUCUAUUUUAUCCAUAUCAAUCUAUUCAAAUUGUUUGAUGAUAAAUUACUUUCCAUUAUUUUUCACAACACAUUUUCUGAUGUCGAUGAUAAUGACUGA